This is a messenger RNA of Brassica napus (rape), 1569 nucleotides long. Its product is annotated as S-protein homolog 4-like. Bases 1021 to 1482 code for a protein of 153 amino acids. The transcript has a single exon. The record is from RefSeq and is a predicted model, not a curated record. NCBI's taxonomy places the organism in Eukaryota, Viridiplantae, Streptophyta, Magnoliopsida, Brassicales, Brassicaceae.
CCCUCUUUUAUUGUCGUUUAAUGUGGGCUCGAGAAGCACAUUCGUUUGAUAUUUAUAAUGAUUAGAGAGAUGGUGUUCAUAAGAGUAACCCAUGCGUCGAUUGUACGUGGAAUAUAGGCCGAAAUAGGCCGUGCAGAUUUAACCAAAAGACCAAAUGUAUUUGACCUAUGUUAGAAUUGGAGCAAGUAAUUUUCAUAUGUAUACUUUUUUCAUUAUUUUACUUAAAUUUCUACAACUUGAACUUAUUUGAAAAUAAUGAUAGAUUUGAUUAAACUCUAAACCGAGAUCAUACAAAAUUAACCAUAUUCAGAUUUUACAUUGUAUAGUAUUUAUUCAUAAACAUAAUUUUUAGAAAUAAAUCGGAACACAUCGAACCAAAAUUAGAUUAAAAUCCAUAUUGCAAACCUAAUAAUAUAAGACUAAUCCAACUUUGAAUGGACAAUGGUAAUAUUGAUUUCAUUUUUCAACCAGAAACCAUAAUAUUACUCUGUUUCAAUACAUUUAUUCAAAAUUCACAAAUAUGUAUAACGAUUAUUAACGCACAUCAUAAUUCUUCUCAAAACUAACAGUUAACAUACAUCAACAUUCCUAUGUUUCAAUAAAUGUUUAAAACACACAAAUAUAUAUAACGCACAUCAUAAUUCUUCUCAAAACUCUAACAUUUAACCUACAUAAAAUUAAUUAUGUAUAAAAUUUUAAAUUACAAAAUUAUGUACAAAAUUUAGAAAUAAUUUAAUCAAAAUUCGGUUGAUAAAAAAUAUUUUUCACUUUGAAAACCUGGAUUAAAAUCUAGUAAGUUGUGAAUAUUCCUUUGUUUCAAUACAAUGUUAUAUAUAUAUCUUUUUUUUGUGACACAGUUAUAUAUUAUUUUCUUCUUCUUUUUUGUAACACAAUACAAUGUAUUCAACCCAUUAUGAUUUGGAACAAAAUCAAUGUCCUCAUGCACAUCUCAUCGAACGCUUGUUAUAUAUAUCAAUGCAAAAGAAACAAACAUCAUUCACAACAUUCAGUUCUUAAAAAAUGGCAAAUAUCCAAAGAAUACAAGUUCUUGUGGUAAUGAUAAUAUCUCUACGCAUCCAAAUAGCUCUCUUACAAGCUGAAACCAUUGCUUCAUAUGUUCAUCCAAAUAUCUCUACUCUCAAAUCAAUAGUGAGGAUAACAAAUCGCCUCGGUGAUGGUUCCACAUUAAACCUCCACUGUAAGUCCCCAGACGACAAUCUCGGUCUCAAAAUUCUAGCUCCGAAUAAGUCUUGGUCAUUUACGUUUAGACCAAAUAUUUGGGGGACGACAGUAUUUUACUGUCAUUUCACAUGGCCUCGAGGACACUCAACACACUUUUAUAUAUACGAUGAUAUCAGAGAUGGUGUUCAUAGGGGUAUUCCUUGUAUCUACCAAUUUCAAAAAUCUAAAACUCAAAUCUACAAUAUUUCUUUAAAAAAUGAAAGCUUUCCAAAAAUAACAGUUUUUACGAAAAUUAUUUAAAAAUACAACAUUUUGAUGAAAAUUUUCUCAAAGAAUACUCAUCCAUAACAAAUAUUCGUUUUAUCUUAAUUUCUAAAUCACAAACCU